AUGUGGGAGCGCAGAAGCAGAGGGGAGCCAGCAGCCCGCACAGCAGCCGUGGCAAGCCGCAACGCCAGCGGCCUCCGCCCGCCUCCAGCCAUUCUGCCCACCUCCAUGUGCCACCUAAGGGAAAGCCAAACCAGCGGGGAUCGGCGCUCACUUGAGAGGCCAACGGUGCAGAUCCUGAUCGGCCUCAUCCACCUUGGCUUCGGCAGUGUCCUGCUCAUGGUUCGGCGAGGCCACCUGGGAAUGCUCUUCAUCGAAGGUGGCGUCCCCUUCUGGGGAGGAGCUUGCUUCAUCAUCUCUGGGUCCCUCUCCGUAGCAGCUGAGAAAAACCACACCAGUUGCCUGGUGAGGAGCAGUCUGGGGACCAACAUCCUCAGUGCCAUGGCAGCCUUCGCUGGGACAGCCAUUCUUCUCAUGGACUUCGGUGUCACUAACUGGUCUGCUGCUCCAAUAGACCUCAUGAGUGUCCUGACACUGUGGCUCUACUCCAAGAUAGGGUGUGGGGGGGAAGGAAGAUGAGGCCACUUUGGGUGCCAAGCCACCCGUGCUCAGACUAACGCGUCUGUGAUUUUCCUACCCAACGCCUUCGGCACGGAUUUCAACAUCCCCAGCCCAGCAGUCUCUCCACCCCCUGCCUAUGACAAUGUGGCAUAUAUACCCAAGGAGUCAUCGGAGUAGAAGACGCAACUCCUCUGCUUCAGGUUGGAGUCCAGGCUUCCACUCUACCCACAUCUCUCCAUCUUCACCUUGUUCUGGGGCAGUCCUUCCCCAACCAGGCCCUCCAAGUGACAUACACUGUGUCACCGAGUGAUGUGUUCCAUCAGUUUCCCAUUUCCUCCAGUAGUGUCUUUCUAAAAAGGACAUAAGACUGAUGUCCAGGGUGUGUGUCCCUAAGCACUACCCCACCCCAGCCUUGUCACCUGACAUAGAUGUCCCCUGGGCUCCUCUGCACUGUCCUCGCUCAGCUCAUGGAGGGAAAUCUUGGCAUCAUGGAGGUUUCACGGGUUUGCCUUCAAGGAGAUCAUUAAGCACAGAGAACUCGGAAUGUUCCAGAAUAGACUGGCGUUUCAGAGGCUCUGGCCCUACCACACAGCAAGACAGUGGGCCUGACUGACCUCCAGGCUCCUGCCCCCCAAAACCAGCUCUGUCCUUUUUCAUCUGCUGUUACAUCUUUGAGUUUUCAUUUUCUCACCUGGAAACUAAAACGUUAAACUGCAUAACCACAA
Cricetulus griseus (Chinese hamster) is the source of this 1223-nucleotide messenger RNA. NCBI's taxonomy places the organism in Eukaryota, Metazoa, Chordata, Mammalia, Rodentia, Cricetidae. The record is from RefSeq and is a predicted model, not a curated record.